Molecule: messenger RNA, 1718 nt
Organism: Hordeum vulgare subsp. vulgare (domesticated barley)
Lineage: Eukaryota; Viridiplantae; Streptophyta; Magnoliopsida; Poales; Poaceae
Product: malonyl-coenzyme:anthocyanin 5-O-glucoside-6'''-O-malonyltransferase-like
Exons: 1
Coding region: 209-1594 (461 amino acids)
Source: RefSeq, a predicted model, not a curated record
UUUUUAGGAGGCUAGCAAGCAGCAAGCAGCUGGAACAGAGCAAUUUUUUUUAAAGGAGAAGAGAGCAAAUUUUGUUAUCUGAAUCUGAGAGAAGAGCAAAGCAGAGCAUAGCGCACUCUCUCUCUUCUGUUCUAGUUCUAGCGCUAGUGGUAGGUGAGCAGCCACAGCUACAGUAGAUCAGAUCCACCCAACCUGAGCAAGAAAAUCCAUGGCGGGAGCGGGAGCGGGAGCGGGAGCGGGAGUGCGCGUGCUGGAGCGCCUCCGCGUGGCGCCAGCGCCGCCGUGCCCCUCCGCAGACCUCCCCAUCACCUUCUUCGACGCCGCCUGGCUCUUUACCGGCCCCGUCGAGCGCCUCUUCUUCUACCGCCACGACCACCCGGCCGCCGCGCUCCCGUUGCUCGCCGCCUCCCUGCCGCACGCGCUCGCCCGCUUCUUCCCGCUCGCCGGCACCCUCAGCCCCGCCACGCGCCGCCUCUCCUACUCCACCGGCCACGACGCGCUCCACCUCCUCCUCGCCGAGUCUCAGGAUGACAACUUCGACCGCCUCGUCGCCGCCGGGCCCCGGGACAUGAGCCUCAUGCGCCCGCUCGUGCCCGCGCUGCCCCCGCCCGGAAAGGACGGGGCUUUCGCGCUCGCCGCCGUGCAGGCCACCGUGUUCCCCGGCCGCGGGGUUUGCGUCGGCGUGUCUGUUCACCACGCCGCCUGCGACGACGCCUCCGCCACGCUCUUCGUCCGGACCUGGGCCGCCGCAUGCCGCCUCGGGGGCACCCUCGACGGUACCGAUCAUUCUCAGGCCGUGCCGCCGCCGCCCGUGCUCGACCGCUCCCUCGUCGCCGACCCCGACGACCUGCUCGGCAAGACGCUCGCCGGGAUGAGCCGCCUCGCGUCCGGCCCUCCACCUACGCCCACGCAAGCGCAGGGGCCUCCGCCUCCGUCUCCGGUGAUCGCGUCCUUCACGCUGGCGCGCGACCAGAUCGAGGGCAUCAAGGACGCGGCGGUGGCCGCACCGGGGACUUCGCGCCUGUCGUCGUUCGUGGCGGCGUCGGCGCUGGCGUGGGUGUGCCUUCUGCGGUGCCGGUCCGCGGGCGUCCAGGGCACGGCGCGCAGCCACAUGCUGUUCUCGGCGGAAUGCCGGUCAAGGCUGUCGCCGCCGCUCCCGGCCGAGUACUUGGGCAACUGCCUGCGCCCGUGCUUCGUGGAGGCCGCGACGGAGGACCUGCUGAAGAGCGACGAUGCAGGCGGGGGCGUGGCGGCCGCCGCGGCGGCCAUCGGGGCGGCGAUCAGGGAGAUGGAGCGGGGCGUGCUGGAGGGCGCGGAGGAGUGGCUGGGGCAGGUGAUGUCGGUGCUGCCGCAGCGGCCCAUGUCGGUGGGCGGGUCGCCGAGGCACGGCGUGUAUGCGGGCGCGGACUUCGGGUGGGGGAAGCCGUGCAGGGUGGACAUGGUGUCCAUCGAGAAGACCCCCGGCACGGUGUCGCUGGCCGAGAGCCCCGACGGCCAGGGCGGCGUCGAGGUCGGCGUCGUGCUGCCGCCGGACGCCAUGGAAGCUUUCGCCUCUUGCUUCGCCGAGCUCCUCAACAACAACAAGAGCGUCUGACUGAACUCGCCGUGUGUCCGUGUGCUUGCUCCUGUGAAGUUGUGAUACAGUGUCAAAUUUGAAUCGGGAUUAUUAUUUAUUUGCACUGUAUGUUAUUUUUCAUAUUCACUUGAUUUUCAUCAUA